Phialemonium atrogriseum is the source of this 2598-nucleotide messenger RNA. Its product is annotated as armadillo-type protein. Gene Ontology annotation, biological process: endonucleolytic cleavage in ITS1 to separate SSU-rRNA from 5.8S rRNA and LSU-rRNA from tricistronic rRNA transcript (SSU-rRNA, 5.8S rRNA, LSU-rRNA); endonucleolytic cleavage in 5'-ETS of tricistronic rRNA transcript (SSU-rRNA, 5.8S rRNA, LSU-rRNA); ribosomal small subunit export from nucleus. Lineage: Eukaryota; Fungi; Ascomycota; Sordariomycetes; Cephalothecales; Cephalothecaceae. Gene Ontology annotation, cellular component: 90S preribosome; nucleolus; preribosome, small subunit precursor. The record is from RefSeq and is a predicted model, not a curated record. The transcript has 2 exons. Gene Ontology annotation, molecular function: RNA binding. Bases 194 to 2338 code for a protein of 714 amino acids.
UAGGAGCCGGUGUCUCAAAACUGUCCUAUGGGCCUCCGUAGCCUUGCUUGCGCCAAGUGGGGUCGGGACUUUUGCGGUCUAAGUGCGAUAAGAUAAGGCCCUUCAAAAAAUUCAGAGCCAUUCCGUCCAUCCCCCAAGAAACCCCCCUCCAUAAGUUCUUCUGAUAGGAUUGAGGAGCAGCAAUACCACAACCAUGGGCAAGAACAGGAAGUCUAAACGCCAAUUGGUGCGGGAUGAGAGGAGGAAGAAGAAAUUGGGCCGGCGCCUGGCAAACGAGGAAGAAGGGCAGGAAAGAGGGCAAGAAGCAGAGACACAACAGCUCCAGCUCGAGACCGAGACCAAGACCCAAGACCAACAUGCCGAGUUCAUCCCCUUCGACGAAGAUGUCCCCAUGCACGAUACCGCCCCUCCAAGCUACGAGCCCGAGAAAGAGUUCUUUGGUAUGCUUGCUGACGAGGAGCAAGAGUACUUCCGCCACGCCGAUGAGUUGCUGGAGCUGAACGACUUUCCCUCGCCCGAGGAGCGCGCCAUCUUCCUGCAAAACGUCUUUAAGGAGGCAGAAGGGAAGGAGUUGAAGCUGGCAAGCAGCCAGUCCUGCUCACGUCUGAUGGAGCGUCUGAUAUUGUUAUCAAACUCCCAGCAGAAGAAGCAUCUAUUUGAGGAGUUCGCUGGGCACUUCCUCACCCUCGUCACACACCGCUUCGCCAGCCAUUGUUGCGAGAAACUCUUCAUUCAGUCCGCACCGGUUGUCACAGAGGAGCUGGAGGGUGCUCCAGCGGCGGUCUCGCAUGAUUCCGGUGAGGAUGACCAGAAACCGCAGGCUCCCAUGGAGGACCUGUUUCUUCAGAUGUUGGACGAACUGGAGGAGCACCUCACUUUCCUCCUCUCAGACCGUUACGCCUCUCAUACCAUUCGAGUGCUCCUCGUCAUCUUAUCCGGAAGGACACUAGAUCAAAUAUCAACCAAGUCGUUACUACAGAGCAAAAAGAAGGAGUAUAUCACAGUCGCUGGAGCCCAGUCAGCCGAAGGCAACGAGCUCUUGUCUCGGAAAAGAGCAGUCCCCGGAUCGUUUACCAUGGCCAUUCGAAAGAUCAUUACUGAUUCGACAUCAACCAUGGAUUCUACAGCUCUCCGAGUCUUGGCAAAACAUCCCACUGGAAACCCCGUCCUUCAGUUGCUUUUGGAACUCGACAUUUCCCUCAACACCAAAUCGAAAGAGGCGAAACCAGACGAUGAGGCGGAGACACCGCUUCUCGAGAGACUAAUUCCAGGGGCUCCGUCUUCGUUCAAGGACGAAGACUCGAGUGCCUCGGAGUUUGUCAACUCCAUGAUCUAUGAUCCUAUUGGCUCGAGACUUCUCGAAACUCUCAUCAUGUAUAGCCCUGGCAAGAUUUUCAAGGGGAUGCAAGCACAUUACUUCGGGCCGCGGAUACACAACCUCUUGAGAAAUGACAUCGCCUCAUAUCCUGCAAUUCGGGUGCUCAAUCGGCUGAGCAAGGAAGAUCUUGUAGAUGCCGUGCAGAAGUCAUUGCCGCACGUCCCGCUCCUACUUGAGAAGGGGCGCUUCAAUGUGCUGAAAACACUAUUUGAGCGGUGUGAUGUACGGAAAGCCCAGGCCGAAAUUGACGCUCUCCUGGAGGCUGUGAUCAACCUCUAUGGGGGCCAUCCCGAGAUCCUGGUCCCCAAACUCUGUAGCUUGGAGGCAGAAGAAGCACGGGAAGGAUUCCAACAGGACAUCAAGAACAAGCAGUCUCUGGUCUCUCACGGCUGUCAGCUGGUGGGGGCCAUGCUUGGCAUAGCAGGCUCGCCUUCCGAGGCCGUCCAGACCUCAAUUUUGGCGCUCUCUCCUGAGUAUCUCGUCUCCCUAGCAACAUCUUCAGGGCCCACAGCAAAUAUCUUGACGACCGCCUUCGCCACUCCUUCUCGGGGUCCCGCAUUCCACAAAGUACUUGUUGCCAACCUGGUACCACAUGUUAUGGAGCUUGUCAACUCGCAAUAUGGUCAUAACAUACUCAAUGCCAUCAUCAACGCUCCUUCCAAGGGCGAUGGGAUAUCAAUUCCAUUCCAUCUGAAGGAGGUCAUCGUCUCUCAGCUAUCUGAUCACGAGAGAGAAAUCAGAGAGUCGUGGACAGGAAGAAAUGUGUGGCGAACGUGGAAAGGUGACGUGUGGAACCAUCGGAAAGCCGAGUGGAUAAGGUGGGCGAAGGAAAGGGACCCGGAAGGAGCCAGGCAGGCAGCGACGCCGAAACCGAGACACGGCGGCAAAUGGGACGAGGCGCGGAGGAGGCAGAAUUUCGAUACGGGGAGGAGGGUAGGGAAUACGGUGACGCCUGUGUAAGGACUUUUAUGAUACCCACCGGGGAGUAACAGCUGUUAUUAUGAUAUGGGGAUCCCUUGACACUGCUCGCCGGUUCGAAGACUUGAUGCAGUGCAGGAUAUCGAGAGCAUUACUCCCCCUAGCUUAUUGCCCAACAGCAACAAAUACAGCAACAAAUGGACUUUCGUGGGGGAUGAGAGAGGGUUAGGGGUUAGGGGCCAGGCUGUUGCUAGGGGAGCAUGUGAGAUUCACUUCAAAGUUGACCUCACAUAUAGGUGAAG